GAUUGUGAUUCCGGGGCACAAGAUCUAUUCGGAGAUGCUCUUACGCUGCAUGAUCUGCGCAACACCUACCCAGAGUUAUACAGUUUCAUGCUUCAAACCGGAAAUAAAAUUGAAUCGCCUGAGUCUUCGACCAAAAACUCUGAUAGCUCUUGGACUAAUACCGCCUUUGCCAAAGUAGAAGCUUCCUUUGAAUCCGAUUCUGAUGUCGCUUUUGCGCAAUUUUUUGGCAUUCAUGAUUCAUCCAAUUCCUUGCUCACAAUUCGCAGGGCCAUGUCCUCCAUAUUCAAUUGCCUUAAUGCUGUUCAUGUACAAAAGACCUCCAAAUUGCGCAUGGAAAUAAGGGACCUGUGUUGCCGGUUACAGGGUCUUCAGGCAAGCCGUGAACAGGACCAGCACGAGAUUUACCGCCUGCAGAGAGAACGCGAUCGUUUUCGGCGUGAACUUGCCCACCAAGCUGCUCGUUACGAGGACCGAAUCACGGAGCUGCAUAGCGUGCUCGCCGAGUUAAAACGGAAAAUGGAACGACCAAAUGCUGUUGUCGAUGUUGGUAUGGCAGUGCAGGAUUUAGUUGAAGUUAGUGACGACGACGACGUUGGGGACGUCGAUCACGAGGAUGUGGAGGAUGAUGUUAACGACGAUCAGGUCGACGGCGGAAACACAGGCAAGCAAGAUCAGCAGAAAGAACAGAACGCCUCACGAAAUCAUCUCCCCCUUCUGUCUGACUGGGAGAACAAUGGGGUGGCUGCUGCCGUGGACAGCUUUGGCAGCCUAGUGGAGUUUUCCUACUCUACUCUCAUCGCAAAUGGUGCCAACAUGGCUGGUGGUCUGAUCCACUCAGAGCCAGAGGAUCUGAUGACUUCGCACAAUUCCAUCGCCUCGGGCAAUGCAUCCCUUGAGGCCCAGAGUUGCCUUGCGCAAUCUUCCAUUAUUGACGGGAACGAUCACGCCACGAAAAGCCUUCAUAACUGGCUUUACUCCAGACUUUUUGUCUCCGAGCACAAUGAAAUCAGUGAGUUCUUGCAUUCAGUUGUCGUCACCUGGCAACGUUUCGUGGUGAAGAUAUUUGGUCACCGUCAGUGCGUGCGUGUGAGUCACCGCAUCGUGCGCCCAGACUCCGCGAUCGGCAAUUAUUGUGGAGCCUCGGAAGCUGACAAGAAAAUGUGCGUUUGCGCUUCGUCGCUCAUUAUUGCCGCCGUUGUGACUGCCUCCAAUCCAAUAAAUCUUGUUACUUCCUACCGCGGUCCCCAGCGAAAAUGA
Molecule: messenger RNA, 1257 nt
Organism: Dibothriocephalus latus
Lineage: Eukaryota; Metazoa; Platyhelminthes; Cestoda; Diphyllobothriidea; Diphyllobothriidae
Source: the annotation of a GenBank genome assembly